Oncorhynchus kisutch (coho salmon) is the source of this 8221-nucleotide messenger RNA. Its product is annotated as sorbin and SH3 domain-containing protein 1. Gene Ontology annotation, cellular component: cytoplasm; cell-substrate junction; nucleus. Gene Ontology annotation, molecular function: protein binding. Bases 287 to 3307 code for a protein of 1006 amino acids. The transcript is spliced from 26 exons. The record is from RefSeq and is a predicted model, not a curated record. Gene Ontology annotation, biological process: cell-substrate adhesion. Lineage: Eukaryota; Metazoa; Chordata; Actinopteri; Salmoniformes; Salmonidae.
GCACCUAAAGCAGAGGGUGCAGGGGCCAGUCCGUAUCACCUCACCCAGUUAGUCUCAGAAGACUGAGGAGAGAGAGAGAGAUCUUAAAGAGGGACUGUCUGGAGUCUUGUAGGCUGUUGUGACUGUCUGAGAGAGCUACCUACUCAAGGCUGGUUGAUCUGGUUUGCAAAGAAUCUUGUUGGGCUGACCAACAGAGGGCAGUGUGAGAUUUGAACAAUCCUACAUUCCUCCGGUCUCCUCAGGUCCUCGCUGUUUGUCUGCAGUCAGAAUCACCCCUCUGACAAGCAUGAAAGGCUCUCCUGACCUAAUUCCGGCUGCAGAGCUGGACCCUACAAGGGUGUGUAAAGGGAAGGGGGUCGUGACUCUGAGGGCCACUCUGGUCCACAUAGACGACGAGGACUGCGUCAGUAAAGAAUCCAACGUCGAAACAGCACCAAGUAGUUGGAUCGGCCAGAUCAAUGGAGACAGCUCUCUAACAGGAUUGGCUGAGGGAUGCUUCCACGACAUCACAGCUGAUUUACCUACAGUCAACAGAACUCAACCCCAGGGAAGUUCUCCUAUGAGCACAGAAGAACGCCAGUUUCUUGCCUUUGACAUUCAGAACCAUAUUACAUCGACAAAGGCUCCCUCUGCCUACCCAUCCACCACCAAAACGGUCAACCCAACCAUAGUUCUGUUACAACACAACAGAGACCCCACCCCAGAGAGGGACAAAUUGUCUGAUCCAGGACCUGUAGUUGGGGCAGAGAGAGAACAGAGCCAACACCCAGAUAUGGACGGCAAGAGGAUGAGGUUCUCACAAUCCCCUGUCUUGAGCCCACUGAACCAGCCCAACCUGCCAGUACGGAACACAGAGAAGUCCAAGGACUGGUACAAGAACAUGUUUAAACAAAUACACCGAAUUCCAGAACCUGUUGAGGAAAACCCAUACCGCCCCACCUACAUAUUCCCUGAAUUCUAUGAUCCUAGACAGAUGAAAACCACAGAUGAUGGUCCCUCCCCCUACGGUUUUGUGGAAGAUGUGAAAGGGGUCCCACGGUCAAAAAGUGCUGCUGAAGUUGACCAUAGGUUGUCUAUGCCAGUGCCAACCCGGUCCUCCUCCCUCAAACCUUCCAAAAGGAACGAGUGGGAGCCCCCUGACAAAAAGGUAGACACCAGGAAGUACCGUGCCGAGCCCAAAAGCAUCUUCGAGUACGAGCCGGGAAAAUCAUCGGUGCUGAAACUGGAGAGAAAGACUCAGGUCAUAAGUCCAGAAGAUGUACAUUUAGAGAAUGAGCCUUGGUAUAGAUUCUUUUCAGAGAUGGAUUUUGAUGAAGCGAGUGCCCCCUCUUUUAGCCCCCUGGAAACACCCGCCGAACUACAGCAGUACUCCGGGUGUAAGGCCGGACACAGCGAGGUGGAGAAGGACGAAGGAUCAUCCAGUGGCGAGCCAGCGGCUCCAGAAUGUGACCGCCAUGUUUACAAGAGCGUCCUGGAGGGCGGCGACAUUCCCCUGCAAGGUCUGCGGGCCAUCAACAAGCGCCAUGCCAGCACCUCCUCCAAAGAUUCAGAGUCCUUGACCCAAGGAGACCUUGGUGACGGACUGGAUGAGGUGGUCAGGAGACGCCAUGGAGAUAAAGAGAAAAUUUUGGAAGAGCAACGGCGGCUGAAGAGGGAGCAGGAGGAGGCUGACACAGCAUCGAGGCGACACACGGGAAUUGUUCCCACCCACCAUCAGUUCAUCACUAACGAACGUUUCGGAGACCUGCUCAACAUCAACAUCAAUGACGCAGACAAGAGGAAAUCCGGAUCAGAGAGAACUCCAGCCCUGGCUCGGUUUGACUUCAGAGCGGAGACUCUAAAGGAGUUACCAUUUCAAAAGGGAGACAUUGUGUACAUCAUUCGACAGGUGGAUAAUAAUUGGUUUGAAGGGGAGCAUCACGGCAGAGUUGGCAUCUUCCCGCGGAGUUAUGUUGAGCUCCUUCCCCCCACGGAGAAGGCCCAGCCAAAGAAGAGUGCCCCAGUGCAGGUGCUGGAGUAUGGAGAGGCCAUUGCACGCUUCAACUUUACAGGGGACACGGUGGUGGAGAUGUCAUUCAGAAAGGGAGAGAGGAUCAUCCUGAUUCGCAGGGUCGAUGAGAACUGGUACGAGGGCAAAGUCUCUGGCACCAAUCGCCAGGGUAUAUUCCCAGUCACCUACAUAGAGGUGCACAAACGACCCAGAGUAAAGAAUGGAUUGGAUUACCCAGACCCCCCCAUUGGCCAAUCACCUCACCGCAGCCUCAAUGCUUCCCCUCAGCUGAACCGUGUCCGUAACAACCGGCUCACCACAUCCCCCCUGCCCCUCCCCCGCUCCCCCCGCCGCUCUGUGUCCCCCGAGGUCCAUGCCAUCUCCUCUGAGUGGAUCUCCCUGACCAUAGGGGGUGCCAGCCCCCCCACUGCCCCCACCCCUCCUCUACCCCCGCUCCCCUCUGUGUCUUACCGCUGGGGCGAGUACCUGCCCCCCUCUAAGUCUGCCAGCCCCGUGCCCCCCAUCUGUGGCAGCCCCUAUUGCAUCUCCCCCAUGGCCUCCCCCUCCGCCUCCCCCCUGCCCCCGCCCUACCCGCCCCGCCCUGGCUCGGCCACCCCUUUCCUCACCUUCACCCCGCCCCAGGGGGAGGACUUCCUGCUUUCCCCUCCCUCUCCUCGUCUGUCCCGCAGCCUGAGCCCCUGUGGAGGGGCGGGCCUGGAGAGCUGGUUGACAGGGGCCAGCCCCUUGAGCAUCCUGGAGAGGGAGUUGAUGGAGGGGGAGGGGGCAGAGGGAGACAGGGGCACUGGCCGCGAAGCCCUGGGCAGCUGGCGAAAUAGCCCUGCAGAGCUGCUGAAGAAUGACAGUGACUACCAUGGAAGAACCUCCAGAAGCCCUGUCAUGUUGUUUGACAUUCAGGACAACAACAUGAAUGCAAACUCAUUCACGGAGGCGGUGUGUAAUGAGAUCAUGAAUAUAGCCGAGACCUCGGUGAGGUACUGCAGCACCCUCUCCCCCCACCCCAAUGACUCUGUCCUCCACAGACUCCUGCCCCCCCUUCACCCCAGUAAACAAUCUCUCAUCAUUUCCCAGCAACCCCAGUCCCACAGCAGCAGCCCGGAGCCAAGCCGUCUCAGCUGUGGAAUUUUCCAGGCUUUGUACAGUUAUGUGCCACAGAAUGAAGAUGAGCUGGAGCUGCAGGAGGGAGAUCUUGUCAGUGUCAUGGAGAAGUGCGAUGAUGGCUGGUUUGUUGGUACCUCGAAGAGGACAAAACAGUUUGGCACGUUUCCAGGAAAUUACGUAAAAGAGGUCAACUUAUAACCUGUCAACAAACAUUUAUAGUGUGAGGAGAACCUAGCUCUAACCCUUGGUUGCCUGUUGAGUGUUGGGAAAUAAUUACUAUUACUCUUGACUCUUUAAAUUAGGACAGUUAUUUAGUCAAGUGAAUAUGUUUGUCUAAUGUAAGUGAUCAGUUUGGUCUGAGGUAUGUUAAGGUGCAUGAGGUGACAAUAGGAGAAAGCUAGCUGUUGACACUCUGCCCAAUCGUCAGUGUGGUGUACACAUACCCUAACCACGUCCUGCACAGUACAUGGCUGAAUUUAUCAUAUGAUAUUCUAACAAUGGAAUUUUUUGUAAAACAAUUCAAUGUCACACACUGCAGCAUACACUGAGUGUACAAAACAUUAGGAACACCUUCCUAAUAUUGAGUUGCACCCUCCUUUACCCUCAAAACAGCCUCAAUUCAUCGGGGCAUGGACUCAAAGUGUCAAAAGCGUUCCACAGGAAUGCUGGCCCAUGUUGACUCCAAUGCUUCCCACAAGUGUGUCAAGUUGGCUGGAUGUCUAUUGGGUUGUGGACUAUGCUUGAUACACACAGGAAACUGUUGAGCUUGAAAAACCCACCAUUGUUGCAGUUCUUGACACACUCAAACCGGUGCGACUGGCACCUACUACCAUACCCCGUUCAAAGGCACUUAAAUCUUUUGUCUUGCCCAUUCACCCCCUGAAUAGCACACAUACACAAUCCAUAUCUCAACUGUCUCAAGGCUUAAAAAUCUUUCUUUAACCUGUCUCAUCCCCUUCAUCUACACUGAUUUAAGGUGGAUUUAACAAGUGACAUAAGGGAUCAUAGGUUUUACCUGGAUUCACCUGGUCAGUCUGUCAUGGAAAGAGCAGGUUUUCCUAAUGUUUUGUACACGGUAUAUUCUUAUACAGUAGGUAUAGUACUUGCGGUGUGUCCUAGUGAUUUGUUAACUACUAUACAAAGUAUUUUUGAAGCACAUGAAUGUCUAUCUAUAUGAGGGGGCAGUAGCAGAGCAGUUUAUGGAUCAAGAGAGCGGUUCUUACAACCUCCAUGAUGGAUCAGGAGGGCUCAAAUGUGUAGUUGCUGCACUAGAGAAAUAGGAGCUGUUAUUCAUCAGCUACCUUCCAGGACCUAUGUUGGGAAAAGUUGUUUUAUUUAACGUUGAAUGCAGAUAUAUUUGAAGGUUGACAUGACUUGCUAAGCUGUCUAGAAUACCAUUUUCUUUCUAGGAAAACCCAUGUAGUGUUUGGUUGGACAUACCAUGAAGGUACCAACCUAUAUGUGAUGGCAUAUACUUGGACCGUGUCCAACAGACCAUAUUCCUUGGGUUUAAAUUUCAAAAACCCAUUGACCUGACAGCGAACUUAAAGCAACAAAUUUAUAGGCCUGCUAUAUUGUGUAUCAUCGUGGAAUGGCUUGAUUUUGUUAGCUCAGAAGGCACUAAAAGUUAGAAAGCUAUGUUUGUGACAAUGUUAGGCUUGUAGUCUUUAUAAAAAAUUGCAGAACACUCUUACCUCGGUGUAGUCCAAAAGCUUCCAAUGCCAUUUUAGUAUUGCCUCUGGUUUCUAUUCAAGGUCUGUACUAUAAUUCGAGCACGUUCAUCUGCAUGAUAGAAAUCCCAAUGAUCAAACAUAUUAGCUAAGCUUUCUGUCAGAUGAAGUAAUGAAUGCAAUCAGGAAGACUGGCUGUGCUAUGUAUGUACCUGAUGAAGAUAGCUCGUGUGUGUGUGUAUGAGCUAAUGGGUGAGUGUGCGUGAUCUUCUGUGAUUCCUGUGAGGUAGCUGGUGGCAGACAGCUGCCUAAACUAGACUGGCUCCAGUGGAACCACAGGACAAGGCGUGGUAUGCCACUUUUUUUUAAGCACUUAACUGUAUCAAUAGCUAGGUUUCCAUCCAAUUGGCGAUAGAUUUGAAUGUGAAUAUUCGACAAUCCGCAUAAAAACAUAUAUGCACAUUUUCCCACCAGGGAUGUGUUUGAAUCAAAUGGACUUGUUGUGGAGAAAAGGCUCUGCGUGAUGACGUAGUGCACAUAAAUAUAGCUUUUUGCGGUCAAAUUCCCAUGCCCCAAAAAAGUGAAGUGUGUUACCAUCGCAUUUUCAAAGCUACUGAUGGUUUUGUCACAAGAAUGUUGUGUUAUAUAGAGAAUAUGCCCACUCUGGUCUUGGCACGUGCGCUUUUAGCCAACAGUUCACAUAUAGAGUGCGGGUAAGCUAGUCUACAUUAUGUGAUUAUUUGAAUUGUCAAACAGCAGCCAAGCAUCAAUUAUCAUGUCACUAGAAUAUUUAUUUGGAAUGGAGCAUUAAGCUCAUCUCCUUGCACUUUCACCACCCUGUGAAGUUUAUGAUAACUUAUUCAAUCUAUAGCUUAAUAAACUGCAUGUUUUCCCGAGUUGUAGUGGGACGACCACACAACAUAUCACAUGACUCCCAAGUUAACUUCAAUAUGAUAUUAUAUCAAUAUUUUCUUAUUAAAAGGUAUUUCCACCGCCAUUUCAUGCAUAAUUAAUUUGACUAACAACAACAACAACAACAAAAAACAUUGGAAAGUUUAGCGACAAAUAAUUUUGUAUUUUAUCCGACAUGUAAUUUUCUUCACAUUAAAAAGGUUAGUGCCAUCAUUAUUUUGAGGUCUAGGCACAACAAGAAAAACAUGACUAAUUAUCUUUGAGCGGGACUACUCCCUUGAGGAAGAUUGCUUUGAAAUCUGAUAUCAAAGCAUCGAAGCAGUCUUUUUGUGAGGACAGAGGUCCCCAAUUUCAAAGCUUCAUCAGAUUUGUAAACUGGUAAAAGGCAUGCACCAUGUCAGAAUACUGAAUAUUCUGAAAACUUGGUAGAUUGAAAAAAGGAUGCCUUAUGUUGUGGCAGCUCUUACUUUCUUCUCUCUUAACUUAGUCAUAUCAAAUUCUUCCUCUUUAUGACUAACUGCUAUGUGUUCUUCAGCGGAAUCCUAAAUGUCAUGAGUGACAGUCUAGGUUCACUAGGCAGUAUAAUUGAAAUUAGAGUAUAUCAGUAAGACUAUCAACAUCUAAAUAGUAUUAUUACCUUUUUUUACAGUAGUAAUACUAAUCUAGUUCCUGGAGUGAUACUGAUUAAGAUUAUUUAUAUGUUACAUAUCUUUAUUUAUCCACUUGAUGAAGUUAGCUACAGUAGUGCAGUGAUGAUUAGCAUUGACCAAAUUGGGACAUGGUCUGGAGUUAUUAAGUGGCUACCCCCUAUCAUGUUACCUUGUGAGAUAUUUAUUCUACAAUGAAGUACAGCUCUGCCUGUUUACUAAUUUGUCUGUUGUACUUGAAAGGAAUAGAAAGCUUCAUUCUGUCAAGCUGUUACAAUGUUUUGUCAUUGACGUGAGACGAUACAACACUCAAACAUCCAACAUAGUUUAUCCCUAGCUUUUUUACAGCCAACAUCCAACAUUGAUGAGAAUAGUCUUGUGUGACAGUUGUUCUUUACCAAACCAGUUACAUUGUGCUGAGUUUGUCUCUAAAUCAUUCAUAUGACUAUCAAGAAGUAUUUUGCGGCAACAGUGAAGCAUAGAGGAGGUGUUCUACUCACAGGCGGUAACUUAAUUGGGAAGGAGGGGCUGUAGUAAUGGCUGGAACGGAAUCAAUGGAGUCGUAUCGAACACAUCAAACAUAUGGUUCUCAUGUGUUUAAUACCAGUCCAUUUACUCCAUUCCAACCAUUAUUAUGAGCCGUCAUCCCCUCAGCAGCCUAAUGUGGUCCGACUGUAUGGCCAUUCAUGUGUUUGUAAGUAGUGUUUCUUACAUUUGGUCUGCUGUACAUAACUGCCAUAACUUAUGUUUCUGAAGGAUAACCUGAGUGGUGGUUGUAUUAUGACUCCGAUGUGAGCUGUUUACCACAUAGAGAUACAGUAUAACACAAUGUGUUCUAUUUAAUUAUGUGGUUCCCCCAUGCUAGCACUUGCACUAUAGAUAUUACCCUUCUCCAACACAGACAUCCGAAGUCAAAACAAAGCUUAUAAGAUCCAGGGACAAUUUAAUAAGGAAAGGUCUGUUCCAUGUCAAACUGGCUGUAUGAUAGACUUUGGCAACAAGCAAUCGCUCUUCUUGUGCUAUCGUAUGAUAGCCUUUACAAGUCAGUGUAGAAUGUUGAUGUGAUAAUGUGCUCCAUGAAACAUCGCAGGAUGUAUGAAUGUAUGAUUGUGGAGUACUGUAUACACACAUUAUGUAAAAAGGAUCCGUGCUUUCAGCUUGAAUUAACAUGUAAACCAUUAAACAGCCUGGCACAAUAAGGAUUGUAAAUAUGUAUAAUAAAGAAGUAUGGAAUCCAAGUGAUGGGAAAAGUCACAUAAAGCUCUAUCAGUUGUUCCAGCUUAUAUACCUGAAUGAUUUUUGGGGGGCAAAGCACAGAGUGAAGAGUUAUUUAGCACAGACAGUUUGAUGCAUAUGAAGUAACAUUACGCUGCCAUUUUUGUGAGGAUCGUAAUGCCUUAUUUCAGAUACAAAUUGUGCCUAAUUUUCAUUUGCUUUUAUUGAUGAUCACAGAAAUGUAUCCAUAUGUCAUAUUUAAGGAUAUUACUAUUGUUUAUACCAUUAGAUGUAGUCCUUGAUGGGAGAAUAGAUGUACUAGGUACCACUACUGUACCAGUACCUUGACUAAAGUGUGACACUGCUUCAAAGAUAUUAUUAAUGAUCAAGGCACUUAACCCUCAUUUGCUCCAGCGGUGCCGUACUACUAUGGUUGACCCUGUAAAACAACACAUUUCACUGCACCUAUCCGGUGUGUGACAAUACUAUAUAUAUUUUUUUUCUUUAGUUUGCCAAGAUGCACAACCUGCAACAGGUUUUGUUUGUUUGCUUUUGUUUUUUGCAGUGCUGUUUCAGUGUCAAUAUUAAAAUGAAGACAACACUAUUUACUGCUGUGAUUUCGGUAUUAUGCAAUAUUUAAAUAAACUAUAUAAAGCAUCCUGAAGUAC